AUGGCGAUGUGCGUCCAUCCCCCCCAAAAGUCCUCCUACUACGAUCGCAACCUCCGUCAAGGGCCCGCCCUCAUCAGAGCCCGCAAGCCCUACCUCACCAAGAACCUCGCUGUUGGCACUGGACUGUGGUGCUUCGUCGGCGCAGUGUAUUGGUAUACGAUUAAAGCGGUCGGUCAAGAUGAGUUUGAAGACGUCAAGGUCCCCGAUGCUCCGAGGCAGCCAGCAAAGUCCAACUAG
Molecule: messenger RNA, 237 nt
Organism: Colletotrichum orchidophilum
Lineage: Eukaryota; Fungi; Ascomycota; Sordariomycetes; Glomerellales; Glomerellaceae
Exons: 3
Coding region: 1-237 (78 amino acids)
Biological process (GO): mitochondrial respiratory chain complex IV assembly
Cellular component (GO): mitochondrial inner membrane
Source: RefSeq, a predicted model, not a curated record